CUCGACACACCCGCAGCCUCCUCCUAGUUAGCUCCAUGGUCAAGACCACUGUUCACGGCGGCACGGGCUGCACGGAGCCAUGCCCUGGGCGUCAUCCGCACACACAGCGACACACAGUAGCCACUCCAGCGUCACGGCUUAGAGGUGGCGGUUGUUGCGCCACCCUUCGGUUUAGAAGACCUGGAACACGCGAGCGGGUUUUCAGCGAGCGUCUCCGCUUCUGCGCACUGAGCACUUCCGCUCAUCAGCAGUUUCUGCGUGUGGACCAGGACAAGGACAAGGACUGCCAGCUCGCGUGCUCGGGCUCCUCGCAGAAGCCGCUGUGCGCCUCCGACGGCAGGACCUUCCUGUCCCGCUGCGAGUUCCAGCGCGCCAAGUGCAAGGACCCCCAGCUGGAGAUCGCCCACCGGGGCAACUGCAGAGACGUGUCCCGGUGCGUGGCCGAGAGGAAGUACACCCAGGAGCAGGCCCGGAGGGAGCUGCUGCAAGUGUUCAUUCCCGAGUGCAACGAGGACGGCACCUACAGCCAGGUGCAGUGUCACAGCUACACGGGAUACUGCUGGUGCGUCACGCCCAACGGGAGGCCCGUCAGCGGCACGGCCGUGGCCCACAAGACGCCGCGGUGCCCCGGUUCCGUAAAUGAAAAGCUACCCCAACGGGAAGGCACAGGAAAAACAGAUGAUGCCUCAGCUCCGGCGCUGGAGACGCAGCCUCAAGGAGAUGAAGAAGAUAUUGCGUCACGUUACCCCACGCUCUGGACUGAACAAGUGAAAAGUCGGCAGAACAAAACCAGUAAGAAUUCAGUGUCCUCCUGUGACCAGGAGCAGCAGUCGGCCCUGGAAGAGGCCAGGCAGCCCAAGAACGAGAACGUGGUGAUCCCCGAGUGCGCCCACGGCGGGCUCUACAAGCCGGUCCAGUGCCACCCGUCCACCGGCUACUGCUGGUGCGUCCUGGUGGACACGGGACGCCCCAUCCCCGGCACGUCCACCAGUGUGGCCGAGAGACGUUCAGGGGAGGGACCCGCCCAGGCGUGGCCCCGUGGCGGACAGACAGUCACCGCGCACCCCACCCACACCUGGGCCCCGUCGGGGACAAGCAGGGACUCUUGCUUUGGGAGUCGGAAGGACACAGUGGGAUUCCAGCCGGUCGUGGUGGCCACACGCCUUCUGUGCCCGCCCGGAGCCGGCCCCAGCCCGGGUCUGCAGGCCGGCGAGUGCAGCUCGGCCCACACGGCCACAGGAGCGUGUCCUGCACGGAUUGAGCAGAACAUGCGUCUCUUUACGGUGUUGCAAGAUAAUGACGACGCAGGGACGCUGGGGCGGGCUGCUCUGAGGACGGUCGAGGAGGGCAGGCGCAUGGUGACUAGCACUGAGGGCCCCCAGGCCCCUCUCCCUGACGGUCUGGUGCGGGGCCAGGCCGACACUGGUCCCCCGAGGGCCUUCCUGGACGGCUCCUGGGGAGCGACUGGGAGCAGCGACAGGGGAGACCCAGGCCGUGCACGUCGCCGGGGGCGCGCGGGGGCUGCACGCAGAUGGCGGCAGAACGCGGCAGAGUCACGGGAGUCGCCGCUGCCUGACCCCGGUUGUCCUGGUGCCAAAAAGAAUGAGUUUCUGACGAGCAUUCUGGACGCGCUGUCCACGGACAUGGUGCACGCCGCGUCCAACCCCGCCUCCGGCAGGCUCUCGGAACCCGACCCCAGCCACACGCUGGAGGAGAGGGUGGUGCACUGGUACUUCCGGCUGCUGGACAGGAACUCCAGCGGGGACAUCGGCAAAAAGGAGAUCAAGCCCUUCAAGAGGUUCCUUCGGAAAAAGUCAAAGCCCAAGAAGUGCGUGAAGAGGUUUGUGGAGUACUGCGACGUGAAUAACGACAAGUCCAUCUCGGCGCCGGAGCUGAUGGGCUGCCUGGGGGUCACGGAGGACGAGGGCAGAGCCGGCGCGCGGAAGCACCCCGCCCCUGGAGGGAGCGCUGGAAAUCCUCCUAACAGACAGCCACGGAAGCAAGGGUAGCGGCUGUGCCCUCCGAGGCGGUUCCGGACGUGUGGGAGGCUCCCUCACCAAGACGCAAUUAAAAACAAAAACGGAAACACAUAGUAUUUGCACUUUGUACUUUAAAUGUAAAUUCACUCUGUAGAAAGGAGAUAUUUAAGCAGACUGCUUUGAUCUGUGAAAUGGAAGGGCAGGCUUCAGAAAACUAAUCACAUACAAUGUAUGUGCCCUCUGUUGACCUUGGAAACCUGUACUUGGUAGAGAUGUCUUUUGAGUGGCCUUAAGCUUAAUUUCUUUAUCCUGCACCUGUUGACUUAGUAGAGCUGUUAGUGGCCCCAACCCCCUGCCUUCCCCCCUGCGCGGGCCGCCGCCCCCCGCCAAGCCCCGCCGGCUUCCUCUGGGUCCGCGUCGGAAGCUUCCGAGGAAGUGCGCGGUCCUCUGCCGUCCUCCCCUGCCGCGCACGAGCGCGUGGGCUCCCUCGUCCCGGGGUUCGGUGUGGGUUGUUGUGCGGUGCUCUCCCCGUGCGCUCUGUGGCCGCCGCAGCCACGCGCUCGGCCCCGUGGCCACCGAAGGAAAGGCCACUUCCAGCCUGUCUCUGACAGGCUGCUUUUCCUUCUGGAGCGUUCUCGGGCUCAGAUUAACCUCACAGGGAAGUGCUGGAGCCUCCCCCUGCCGUCCGGAGGCAGCGAGAAGCCCAGCGCUCAGAGACGCGGGCUUGGUCCUGGCGUGCCCGCUGGCGCCGGCCUGCCCCGCCGCUGCCCACUGCAGGCUGGUCCUCCCUGGGCCCUCCUGGGGGCUGAGACAGCCGCCUGAACAAAUUGGGGGCGCCCUCUGCAGAGACGGCUCAGCCGGCAUUCGCAGAAGCCGGGACGCUGGUCCUGGCAGGUCCCUGCCUCCGCCGCAUUUUGUUCUGAUGCGUCAGGGGCACAAGGAUGUGCCCAUAGGAGAUCCACCCCAGUGGCCCUUGUGAGAGCAGGUCAGGAGAGGGACGCCCACGCUGAGCCGCGGAGCCGGCCGGGUGCAACGGCGGGCACCCAGAGCUGGGCCCCGACGCCGGCGCGCGCCCGCUGGCUGGACAGGGCUGCGUGGAGGCCGGUCCGAGGGCCGUGGGUGCCAGCUUGUGAGCUGUUUCAGCUCCAGCUUUUGGUUGGAAAAAUAAUCUUCAUGGCCCCAAAUCCCCAGCGCAUGCCAUGUAAACUGAUCUCCGUGCCUGUGCAUGAAGAUAUUUUAUGAGGCUUCUUACUUAUUUAAACUAUAUGAAAGUAAAACCCCAAACUUUGGAGCCACAAAACCAGCUUUGGUGUCUGUCACGCUGUUUAAGAAAUAGUUAUGAUCCUAAAUUGAUGGGAUAAUCUUUUAUAUUUCUGAACUUUGGAUUUAAUCAUUUUUCUUAGAUUCAAAUAAAGUAUGCUUUCAGAA
Suricata suricatta (meerkat) is the source of this 3407-nucleotide messenger RNA. RefSeq names its product SPARC related modular calcium binding 2 (gene SMOC2). The record is from RefSeq and is a predicted model, not a curated record. Gene Ontology annotation, molecular function: heparin binding; extracellular matrix binding; calcium ion binding. Bases 36 to 2009 code for a protein of 657 amino acids. The transcript has 16 exons. NCBI's taxonomy places the organism in Eukaryota, Metazoa, Chordata, Mammalia, Carnivora, Herpestidae. Gene Ontology annotation, biological process: extracellular matrix organization. Gene Ontology annotation, cellular component: basement membrane.